AUGGCGGACAAGGAUCCCUUCAAGCAGCUAAAAGAUCUAGCUGUACUCAAAGACCAGCUUGAUAGCAUUCAGCGACGUGUGGAAGAUGAAGUUCAGGUUGGAAUGCCUCAGGGCGGUAGCGUGCUGGCCUCACCCUUCCUCAAGGGCUUCUUGGCAGGAUACGUUGUGGCAAAGUUUCGUUCCUCUGCUGUUAUGGGAGUAGUUGUGGGAACCUGCACUGGCAUUUACGUGGCUCAAAACUAUAAAGUUCCCAAUGUGGAGCAGACACUGAAAGACUUCUUCGGCAAAAAGAGAAAAUAGCGUCUCAACAACAUUGAAACGACAUCCCUUCAUCUGUUUCAAGAAGAAACCUA
Chanos chanos (milkfish) is the source of this 353-nucleotide messenger RNA. Its product is annotated as SLC35A4 upstream open reading frame protein. The record is from RefSeq and is a predicted model, not a curated record. The transcript has 3 exons. Lineage: Eukaryota; Metazoa; Chordata; Actinopteri; Gonorynchiformes; Chanidae. The coding region runs from base 1 to 300 and encodes 99 amino acids.